This is a messenger RNA of Peromyscus eremicus (cactus mouse), 824 nucleotides long. It is a transcript of the gene Ppp3r2, whose product is annotated as protein phosphatase 3 regulatory subunit B, beta. The record is from RefSeq and is a predicted model, not a curated record. Gene Ontology annotation, molecular function: calcium ion binding; calcium-dependent protein serine/threonine phosphatase regulator activity. The coding region runs from base 109 to 639 and encodes 176 amino acids. The transcript is spliced from 2 exons. NCBI's taxonomy places the organism in Eukaryota, Metazoa, Chordata, Mammalia, Rodentia, Cricetidae.
CUACGUGCUCUCUCGCGAGCGAGCUGCACAGGCCAACGGCAGUACUCUGCCUUGCUGUCUCCUUCCUCCUACUGGCUUGGGCAACCCUACUGCCCACCGCCUUCCGCCAUGGGCAACGAGGCUAGCUUCCAUUCCGAGAUGGGCAGUAACUUCGAGCAAGAUGAGAUUAGAAGGCUGUGCAGAAGCUUCAGGAAGUUGGACGUGGACAAAUCCGGCUCCCUGAGCAGAGACGAGUUCAUGUCGCUGCCUGAGCUGAAGCAGAACCCACUGGUGACUCGAGUGAUCGACAUCUUCGACACGGACGGCAAUGGGGAAGUGGACUUCCACGAGUUCGUCGAGGGCACCUCGCAGUUCAGCGUCAAGGGCGACGAAGAGCAGAAGUUAAGGUUCGCCUUCAGAAUCUAUGACAUGGACAAAGAUGGCUACAUCUCCAACGGGGAGCUCUUCCAGGUGCUGAAGAUGAUGGUGGGUAACAACCUCAAGGACUGGCAGCUGCAGCAGCUGGUAGACAAAACCAUCUUGGUUGUGGAUAAGGACGGCGAUGGCCGGAUAUCCUUUCAAGAGUUCUCGGAUGUGGUCAGAGGCAUGGAGAUCCACAAGAAGUUGGUCGUGCCUAUAGAACACGGUCAAGAAGACUAAAAGCUUAAAAAUAAGAAAAUGCACAUCUUUGCCUUUCUUUCUCAAGGCUGUGUAUAUGGGAGAAGACUACAAUUCUCACAGAGUGUUAGGCACUCUUUUCAUUUACUUGUGGCAUUCAGACUUUUAACAAAUUGUUAACUUCCUAUUGUAACAACUAGCAAAAAUAUAUUUAUCUUUGCUUAGUA